Molecule: messenger RNA, 1645 nt
Organism: Cyclopterus lumpus (lumpfish)
Lineage: Eukaryota; Metazoa; Chordata; Actinopteri; Perciformes; Cyclopteridae
Gene: gsdf
Product: gonadal somatic cell derived factor
Exons: 5
Coding region: 171-821 (216 amino acids)
Biological process (GO): BMP signaling pathway; SMAD protein signal transduction
Cellular component (GO): extracellular region
Molecular function (GO): cytokine activity; growth factor activity
Source: RefSeq, a predicted model, not a curated record
GAUAAAAAGCCAGGUUCCCAGGCCCUGACAGACAAUAGCUAGUAGAGCAUCCCUGUCUGGUCACUCCUAUCUCCUCCUCCAACCAGAAGCACUGAACCAACCACAGCCGUAGACCGCCACAAGACUCCGAGAGCAGUUGAUCUAUAGAUUGACCGUCCAGCGCGUGCACCAUGUCCUUUACGGUCGUCGUUGUCAUGAUGAUUCUUCUGGGCCCUUCGGCAGUGAUUGCGUUUGUCUUGCAGCCAUCCAAGGAAGAACCCGCAGCCUCUGCUAACUCUCUGGUGUCCCAUCACAGGUGCCAGGGUGAGUCACUGCAGUCCAUCAGGAAGGGUCUCCUCGGGUCUCUCAACUUGCCGGCUGAGCCCCGGCUGCCUGCUGGUGGGCUGGACGGUGUGAGAGAGCAAUGGAGGACCACCUUCAGCACCAUCGCUCACAGAGCCAAGGACACACCAAUUCCAGCGGCCUCUGGCAACUCUGUGUCACCUAAUGUUGGAAACAGUACGAGCCUGAAGUGCUGUUCCACGGCCUCUGAGAUCUUCAUGAAAGAUCUGGGAUGGGACAACUGGGUUAUCCACCCUGCCAGCCUGACCAUUGUUCAGUGUGCACUCUGCCACCCCGAAGGGAACACUGGGCAGUGUCCAUCACCCCACGCCAAUGACCAGGAUGCUGACUCACAGGUGCCAUGUUGUGAGCCCAUCUCUCAAGAAAUGGUGCCUAUCCUCUAUGUGGAUGAAUUCAGCAACCUUGUUAUUUCUUCUGUGCAGCUGACUCGCAGCUGCGGUUGUGAUCCCGGCGACCUCCAGCCGCCCAGCAGAGAGUAACAUUUGUUUUAUAGUCCUGAGUAUGUGAGCCACCUGGGGAACAAGCAAACACAUAAAAUAUUGAAAAUGUGGAUGAUACAUCACAUGCGGGCCUAUCUUCUCUCACUAUACUUAUCUUAGACCUUUACAGUGUGUAUUCAACACUGAGUGUGGGAACCAAAGCAAAUUCUCUCAAAGAACUCCGUUUUGCAUUCCUGUUUCUCCAUUCUAAACCGGAUGUGCCAGCACAGAUCUGUUUAGCCGGCCAAAGAAGAAACUGAUCAAUUAUAAUUGAAGUGGUAUAACUAUAACUAUAUCUAAAUGACACGUUAUUUCUGUAGAUAAAUAGUAUUACGAUAUUAUGAAGUAUUUCUCUUGCACCAAGAGCUGGAAGUGAAGUGCAUCUGACACUUGUGUAGUAAGUGCCAGUUUAUCUUUAAAUAAAUCUCAUGAGUGUAGAGCUAUUUAAAGCUACUAACCGUUACUGAGUGUUCCCUUUCAAAAAAAUGUAAAACUGUGCAGGGCCAAAUCCAUGUCUCCGCUUUCAUCUGUGAAACAACUAUUUCCUCUUAUGGGCUAGAAGUCCAUUCAAUCCCAAAAGGUAGACUUCAAAUGAGUUCAAAUAAAACAAAAUAGUUUUCCUUAAUAUGUAAAUGAGGUAUAUGUUUGCCAUGUUGAGGGACACAUUGCUUUUUGCAGGGAGAGUAAUAGGAGAAGAUUGGGUUAUCCAGCUAAACUCACUGCACCUACAACAAAAAGAAAACGUGUGCUGUGCUUUUCCAUUGGCCGUGCUCUAUUUUCAUGUUUUUACUGGCAGAAAAGAUGAAGGCCCUGCAAACCUCCAA